Molecule: messenger RNA, 720 nt
Organism: Nelumbo nucifera (sacred lotus)
Lineage: Eukaryota; Viridiplantae; Streptophyta; Magnoliopsida; Proteales; Nelumbonaceae
Product: transcription factor MYB52-like
Biological process (GO): regulation of DNA-templated transcription
Cellular component (GO): nucleus
Molecular function (GO): DNA-binding transcription factor activity, RNA polymerase II-specific; RNA polymerase II cis-regulatory region sequence-specific DNA binding
Source: RefSeq, a predicted model, not a curated record
AUGUGCACCAGAGGCCAUUGGAGGCCAGAUGAAGAUGAGAAACUCGGGGAAUUAGUGGAACGGUAUGGGCCUCAUAACUGGAAAGCCAUAGCUGAAAAGCUUCCUGGAAGAUCAGGGAAAAGUUGUAGGUUGAGGUGGUUUAACCAAUUGGACCCAAGGAUCAACAGAAGCCCUUUUACAGAAGAGGAAGAAGAACGGCUUCUUGCAUCUCAACGGGUCUAUGGCAACAGAUGGGCAGUUAUUGCACGGCUUUUCCCUGGGCGUACUGACAAUGCAGUGAAGAACCACUGGCAUGUGAUAGUGGCACGAAGAUGUAAAGAGAGAUCAAGAUUCUAUGGAAAGAGAGCUGCUCAAAUGUUGAUUAAUGAGGCAAAAUCUUUGUUGAAACAAGAUGUGAAUUUGAACGAUGAGCCCUCAGACUUUGCUUCCUUGGCGCAAAAGUACUAUCAAAGACAUUUGAGUCCAAGCAUACAAAGCCAUCUCCUUUGUCCUAAAGAGUACAUCCAUCCUGAGAUUCCUAGAUUUUGCACCAAGAUUGCAGAUGGGAAUAACCCAAUUCAGUUUUAUGAUUUUCUCCAAGGGAACACCAGCUCUAAUGGAAGUGAAGUGGUAGACCAUGAAAGAAGGGAUGAGCAAGAGGUGGUACAGAAAUCUAACAAGCAAGAGAGAAAGGCUGGCGUUGCAUUCAUAGACUUCUUAUCAGUUGGAGCUUCUUCAUAG